CGAAAAUCGUUUGGUUCAUAAAAUAUCAGUUUGCUUUGGGAAAAUAAACCUUUUUCUUCUAGCUCAUCAAAAAGUCAAAUGUCCAAGAAAUCUAGGGUGAUAAAGACGUAUGGAAGGCACAAACACCGGACCGUGAAGGCUCAAAUUUGGCUUUCUCCGGAAGAAAAUGUUCAUUCCCCGUUUGGAGACGGUUUCCUUUCCAAAAUCGAAGCAAGCUCUUCGACCAAUGUUUUCAAGCCGAAGUUGUCAAAAUGGUCUAAGCCCUCAAAAAAGGACGCAACUUUACAAGCAUCAUUCGAACACCAAAGCUGUGCGAUUCCAAUCGUUAAGAAACAAAAAAAAAGCUCAUCUAAUUUACUAAUAAUCGAUGAUAAAGAAAACAGCCAUAAUUCAAGUUUGUCAGCUGAUGACCAAAAGGAGAGGAAGCUCAAGAGGAAAAGGCAAACAUUGUUCAGUAAUUGUACGCCGCUAUCAACACAAAGAGGUUUAAAUGUUGUGGCAUCAACUAAUCAAUCGGAAAGUGAAAAGCUGGUGGUCAAAGAACCUGACGUCGUUUUGGUGAAUGAUAGCUUUGAGAGUAGAGAACAAAGUACCUGCCAUUUCCACGAUGUCAUUUGUAUUGAAGAUAGUGUACAAGAUGUUGUUCUUCAAUCUGAAUGCAAUCACCCUUCAAAUCUAAGUAAUAAUAUUUCAAAUGGAGGGCAAAAUUGGAGAGGAAAUGAUAAUGCAUUCUGCAAUUGUGCUUCAAUAUCAGGAGACAGGGAGAAUUAUGACUUAGGAAACAGAGACUGCACCCAAAGUAACAAAAGCAACAACACAGUUUUUCAAAUUGACAGCUGCCACUCAACCUAUGCCACUUCAACUCCAGUAUUCAAUGGUGAAAGUUCUCUAGCAGUUGGAGAAAUGGGCCAGUCAGAUUCCCAAAACUCCUAUUCAAUAGAUGGUAAGGUUCUUUUGGAACCAAUUAGAAUCACACCAAUUCAGUGGGAGAGAUCAUUAUUAUUGUUAUCUUCUACUGAAAAAUCCAGCGAUGAAAAUAGUAACCAGUAGUCAGCUGAUGAUCACAGAAAUUCAGGGGCACUUGAAACUUCAAGCUUAACUCACAGUAACAGGACAUCCAAAGAGAUAAAAGAGUGUGUUGUUUCCUUGGAGAAGUUAAGGAUAACACCCUUAAAAAAGAGGGGUAAAUAUCUCACAACAACAUUAUCUGGUGAUGGAAGCCUUCUGUUUGUUAACAGAGGGAAGUCCCAGCUCUCAUUUGCGGAAGCCUUAACUCCAGUCAAGAAAAACAUCAGCAAAACAGACUUUGAAUGGGAAUCUGAAGUAGAAAAGGAGCUCACUAAUUUUGAGAAGGUGCUAAUGGAGUGUGAUCAACAGAGGCCAAUGAAAUUUUCAGAAUUCCUUGACAAGAGUCUUCUGGAGAGCUGUGUAAAAAUUGGAGAGGGAGUUUAUGGAGAAGUCUUCAAAGCUCAGUAUGAGAAUGGACAAUCAAUUGCACUGAAGAUCAUCCCAGUUGAAGGUAAUUUUCAAGUGAAUGGUGAGCCCCAGAAGUCAUUUGAAGAAAUUUUGCCAGAGAUUGUUAUUUCCAAGGAGCUGAGUUUACUUGGAGAUUCCCAUACAAAUGACAAUGUGUCUUCAACAUUCAUCACCGUCCGCAGUGUAACGUGCAUCCAAGAUGAAUAUCCCAGCCAUCUGAUAUCUGAAUGGGACAGAUGGAAUGACAAACACACCUCAGAAAACGACAGGCCAGAUAUCUUCCCGAGUGAUCAGUUCUUUGUUGUGUUCGAGUUUUCAAAUGGCGGUAAAGAUUUGGAGAGCUUUGAAUUCAACACCCUGUCAGAGGCGUGGAGCGUACUGCAUCAGACGGCCCUUGGACUAGCGGUGGCUGAGAUAGCGCUGGAAUUUGAGCACCGAGAUCUGCACUGGGGAAAUGUUUUGAUUUGUAGGACUGCGGACGAGUUUGUAGAGAGCACUUUGCAAGGAGAGAAAAAACUGGUACCGAGUCAUGGUGUCCGAGUCAGUCUGAUCGACUUUACUCUCUCACGGCUGAAAAAAGAUGGCGUGACGGUGUUUUGUAACAUGGCAGAGGAUGAAUCUCUGUUCACCGGUAGAGGAGACUAUCAAUUUGACGUGUAUCGACUCAUGAAGAAAGCAAACAAGAACGACUGGGAACCGUUUGAGCCUCACACAAACGUGCUUUGGCUUCACUACCUCGCCGACAAAAUGUUAAAGAAGAAGAAAUACCAUGGAAAAGAUAAAGAAAUGGAGACACAGCUAAAGAUGUUCUUGAGAAAAGCAAGAAAAUGCUCUUCUGCUACAGACAUUGUUCAUGAGCUUUUCGCUUAAAAUGAAAAAUCAAAUUCCAUAUAAAUAUAUAUACACAUUUUUUUAUACUUUAUUUUUUUACAAACCUGGCUUAGGAAAUAGUUUCUGUGAAACUUUAAAGAAGGGUUGAAUGUUUACUUGUCAUGAGUAACAUAUAAAGUAUACUAGGACAAGUAAAGUCGAAUUCAAUUUGUAAAUAGGUGAUGUUUGGAAUUUUUAGAAUAUAUAUCAUAGCGCUUAAAUUGUUGAUAAUCGGUAAAACGACGAUGCCUUUUAUGUACGCUCUGUCUCCCGCCAACAAAUUGCAUCGUGAGCAAUUCGGAAAUAGGAUAUAAAGAAAAAAAUACUAAUUUACCACUUUUAUCGACAAUAUCGUAUUGUACAAACCGGGUUUCCUUUAUAAAUAGUAGCCAACAUUAUUAAAAUUGCAAUUUA
This is a messenger RNA of Stylophora pistillata, 2760 nucleotides long. RefSeq lists its product as uncharacterized. NCBI's taxonomy places the organism in Eukaryota, Metazoa, Cnidaria, Anthozoa, Scleractinia, Pocilloporidae. Gene Ontology annotation, molecular function: histone H3T3 kinase activity; ATP binding. The record is from RefSeq and is a predicted model, not a curated record. Gene Ontology annotation, cellular component: nucleus; cytoplasm. Gene Ontology annotation, biological process: mitotic cell cycle; intracellular signal transduction; protein phosphorylation.